Molecule: messenger RNA, 2321 nt
Organism: Leucoraja erinaceus (little skate)
Lineage: Eukaryota; Metazoa; Chordata; Chondrichthyes; Rajiformes; Rajidae
Gene: rmi1
Product: RMI1, RecQ mediated genome instability 1, homolog (S. cerevisiae)
Exons: 2
Coding region: 274-2211 (645 amino acids)
Biological process (GO): resolution of meiotic recombination intermediates; double-strand break repair via homologous recombination
Cellular component (GO): RecQ family helicase-topoisomerase III complex; nuclear body
Molecular function (GO): nucleotide binding
Source: RefSeq, a predicted model, not a curated record
UGCUUAUAACCAAGGUCACCAACGUUAAGAAAUGUCGACUAACAUGAAUGUUUCUUCAGAGAUGUUUUUGUGUUGGAGGGCGCUGAGGCUGAAGCGCCAACGGACGGCGAAGACGCGUCGCGAUAUUCGGCGGCGCUGCCGCGUGUUUGGCGCGCAUCUGGGCGCUGCGGUCUAAUGGCGGAGAGCGCGCUGGAGUAGGGAGCGGCGGCCGUGUUGUGGACCUUGGUUUCAUUAUGGAUUUUAAGACCGCUAAAUUCAAUUUGGAAAAUUAAAAUGCUUUCUGCAAGAGUAGAAAAGUGGCUGGAAGCAACGUGGCACCUCAAAGUCCCUUCUCACUGGCUUCAGGCAUGUUUAGAGUGGAUUGAACAAGAGAACCAACAUACUACCUUAACACAGGCCCUUAUCAACAAACAAGUGUUUGAGCAAUGGCUUCUUACUGAUCUCCGGGAUCUGGAGCACCAAAUUUUGCCAGAUGGAAUCUCACAAAUACAUAAAACUGAGCUCAGUGGAUUUUACUGUGUGCAGAUUGAUUCAUUGGUUGAUGUCAGUCAAGCUGCUUACAGCCAGCUGCAGAAAGUCAGGGGAAAGGACAUCACUAAUGAACAAGUAACGUCAACUCAAAUAUCCCAGAGAUCUUGGGAAGCCAAACCAACUCGAAUGUUAAUGUUGCAAUUAACUGAUGGAGUCCAGGAUCUCCAAGCAAUGGAAUACCAACCUAUUCAUGUCCUUCAUUGCAACCUAGCAACAGGCACAAAAAUCAUGUUACUGGGUAACAUUGCCUGCCGAUUAGGAGUCCUGCUGCUUAAAAGUGAAAAUGUGAGGGUGCUUGGGGGUGAAGUGGAGAACCUUGUAAAAGAAAACUGUCAAGAGAGAAUACUUGCAAGGUUAAUUGGGGAAUCAGAUUAUGCUACUGUAACACAAGUGAAUACUAAUGAUCAACAUCCUGCUGAAAGGACCAAUGGGAUGUCCCAGCUUCUGGGUCCUUCAGAUGAUGAGCUAUUGGCUGGCUUUGAUGAUGAUGACUUGUUUAUGGACCCCAAUUUAGAUUCUGAAAGUGGGUAUGGCAGUAAAAUUGGUACUUCAAGCAGUAUCUCAGAUGGUGUACAGCAGCCAACCAGCACUCUGAAUAACCAAUGGCAACAAAGCUCAAGAGAAAUUCAGAGUGAAAACAAAGAUUUACUAGACAAUAAUGAUGAAGACUUUGAUGAGUUUCCAUUGGAUGAACUUGAUGAUGAUUUGUUCUUGCAAGAUGAAUUUAAUGCAGAAAUUGAGGCCAUUGGAGAAAUAAAUGAGUCCCCUAACUCUUGUGUGUUGUUAACAGGGGAUCUGCCGGGAAAUAAUACAAGAUGUGUUGUAACAAUGGGAGCUAACAGCAAAUCUAACCCAUUUCAAGAGCAAAGUGUAAAAGCAGAUUAUGACACUUGUGAUCAGAGGUUACAAAGCCAUCUUAAACAUUUUACAAGUGAUAAACAUACUGAAAAUGCUGAGGAAUGUUCCAUGUUAUCUAAUUUCAAUGCUCGAAAAUCAAGCAAUUUAUUCAAAAAAUCAAGCAUUAACUCCAUGGAAAGAAAUACCAGUAUUCUCACUCUGGAACAGCAACACAAAGAGCAUAGUGCAUGUGAGCUAUCUGACAGUAGACCAAUUCAUGUGGCUAAUUCUGAAAAUGUGUGCGUUACAUCUGAAAUAAUUACAAAUUCUUCCAGCAAUGGCGGUAGUUUUAAGCAAGCUUGCCACUCAAAAUGGAGAAAAUAUCCCAAAGAUUCUAUCGAAUUGAAAUCUCCACCGUUUACAUAUUUAAAAUUACUUUUGAAUAACAAACCUGAUGUGAUAACUGUGGUACAGGUCAAAGGCUUCAUUGUUACGUUACUAGACAAACUUGCAAGUAAUAGUGGUCUUUGGAGCAUCAGAGCUAGAAUAUCAGAUGGUACUGCCUACAUGGAUAUAGAAAUUAGUGAUGAUAUUUUGAGAAGUCUGAUUGGUUUCUCAGUAGAUGAAAUGAGAGUCUCAAUAAAAUGUCCCACCAAACAGAAAAAAGUAACUGCAGGGUUGCAGAAAUGCCAGCAGGAGUUAGUGGAUCUUUGUUGCCUGAUGACAAUUGAAUUCAAUCCAGCACUUGCCUCUGCUCAGGUUGUGACUCUCCAUGAAAUAAGUGUUGAAGAUGUGCAAGCAUUGAAACGUCGUGUAAAUGAAGAAAGGAUUGUGUUAGAUUAAAUAGGUUAUUGCCAUGUACUCUUACAUGACAGGUUUGGAAGAUCAGUUUAAUCAAAUUAAAAUUACAUGUUUUUAUAUUAUUUGUGAAAUUUGUUUCUGAAAAAUAAAGU